AUGGCCACCGCCUACAAGAUCGCCGUCCGGGCAAGCGGCACUCGCCUGUGCAAGGUGCAGCAGACCGAGGAGGCCGCCUCCAAGGUCUCGGAGCUGCUCCAGGAGGAUCUGCAGAAACACCACACCUUUUUCAACGAUUCGGGCUUUCACAACCACCUCGCCCACCAACUCCUCACCCUCUACGGCACCGGCGCCGCGCCCUCCACGCUGCAGGCCGCCUACGACGCCAACCGCACCUACCAGCUGGCGGCCAAGCCCGUCCGGGACAGCGUCGUCGCCCUCCUCCAGGACUGGCCCGCCAACGCCCCCUCGUUCCUCGGCCGCGGCGACCACUACCCCGACUUCCUGAGCCACUUCCAGCGCGAGAUCGAGCGCCGCGGCUGGCAGGCCGUCGUCGAGGAGCACCUGUGCCGCGACACCCCGCAGUCGCGCGACAUGGUCCAGCGCCUGUUUUCCGGCAUCGCCCACCCCAUGAUCCACCUCGCCUACGGGCUGGAGUGGGAGCAGCCGGCGCUCGUGGCCGCCGGCCUGGCCCAGGCGGCCGUCCAUCCGAACCGGCUGGGCGAGUUCUUCGACAAGGUCGACAAGGCCACGGCCACGGCCGCGCCGGCGCCGUCGCGCAGGAGCCUGGCCGAGGUUUGCGAGGCCGUGCGGGCUGACCACCCGGACCUGGUGGCCACCGCCACGUUCAACGACGACAACCCGCUGUACAACGGCGUGCUGGGGACCGGCCUGCAGGAGGCGGUCGAGCUGGCGGCAACCCUGACCGUCGGCGAGGACGACGUCGACGAGAGGACCGCAGAGCUGCUGCACCUCAACGCCUACGUCGCCGCCGCCGCCGCCGCGGGGCAUCCGCCGCAUCUCCCCAAGUUUGACUUUUUCCUGCUUCACAGCCUGACAUCGGCGCCCUUUGUCCUCUCGUUCAACAAGCCCUUUAUCCCGCUCCGCGCCCGGGUCCGCAUGCUCGAGCACAAGAUGCGCUUCGACCUGAUGCAGUACAUUGCCCGCGGGAGCCCCCCGCUCGGCGUCCAGCCCAUCCGGGAUUUUCGCGUGUCCCGCGACGACGCGUCGGCUGCCGCCCGGCCCCAAGACCUGCUUCCCCGGUACCACGCCGUCCCCGAUGACGGGCACCUCGUCAAGGUGGCGAGGGCGCUGCUCCUGGCCGAGCAGGAAUCGGGCAAGUGGAAAGGGAGGCCGUGGAUCAGGCUCCAGGACGGGCGUGAUUGGCUCAACGUCCAUCACAUGUUGCUGAGGGGGGUCGAGGGCCAGAAGACCCUGUGGGUCAUGGGGGCGGGUUUCCAAGAGGCUUGGAAGGACGUUCCAGAGCUGUGA
Molecule: messenger RNA, 1332 nt
Organism: Ustilaginoidea virens
Lineage: Eukaryota; Fungi; Ascomycota; Sordariomycetes; Hypocreales; Clavicipitaceae
Exons: 3
Coding region: 1-1332 (443 amino acids)
Molecular function (GO): oxidoreductase activity
Source: RefSeq, a predicted model, not a curated record